CGCUAGGCUCAGACGGCGAGUUCGCGCUGCGCUAGGCUCACAGAUGCGAGUGCGCUGCGAUAGAAGAAAAAAACAGGGUCGAAACGACAACCGAAGGGAGGACUGUGUAGUGUAAUCAUGUGUCAAGAAUCACGUGCUGCUGCUGCUGCUGCUACUGCUGCUGCUGCGCGGCGAGCGCCGUCGCCGAGGCGGGCCUCGGCGGAGAGCGCGAUUAUGCGGCCUUUUCCGCGACCCGCACAAAGAAGAGGCGCCCUCCGUCAGCCUCGACCUGCCACCGGCUCGCGUCGACCGACCCGGCCGCGUGCCACACCUCCACAGCCCAGUGCGCCAGCCCGCAGAAGUUGCCCUCCUCGAUGCCCCAUCCCGUGGGCCACGCGGCCAAGGCGGUGCCGAGAGGCGGCGGCGGCGCCGCGGUCGCCUCGAGACGCGCCGCGACGGCGUCAAAGGCGAUCCGCCUCGCGCCCGUCGCGGCCGCCUCGGCCAGCAGCGCCUCCCCGGCCAGCCGCGGGAGGUCGCCCUCCGUCUCGAACCAGCACGACGAGCGGCCGUCGGCGCACGCCUCGUCCCACGCCUUGAGCUGGCGGACAAAGGCCGCCAAGCUCUUGAGGCCGGGCGAGGGCGCGGCGGGCGACGGGGCAAGGGAGCAGCCGGGCGAGGAGAGGUAGGAGGUGCUCGCCGGCGAGCGCUCCCGCGCCGGCUCGGAAGAGGGGCUGUCGGCGGCGAAGCAGAGUGGCACGCCUCGCCGCUCGAGCCGCCGACAGCCCCCCUCCUCGACGUGACGGCCGCUCCCGGAGCCGGCCGGUGCGCGCCUGACCCACGCCCCCUCUCGCACCCCUCCGACCCCCCCUGCGCGGCGCACCCGUCCGCUGUGCGCCGGCUCGAGCGCCAGAAUGUGGCCGCAGGAAGAGCCUCCGGCGGGCCUCCGGCGGACGCCUGGCGGCGUGGCGCUGCGCGCCGGCCUGCGGCCCA
Molecule: messenger RNA, 969 nt
Organism: Emiliania huxleyi CCMP1516
Lineage: Eukaryota; Haptophyta; Isochrysidales; Noelaerhabdaceae
Exons: 3
Coding region: 354-665 (103 amino acids)
Source: RefSeq, a predicted model, not a curated record